Styela clava is the source of this 547-nucleotide messenger RNA. RefSeq names its product small ribosomal subunit protein uS15. Gene Ontology annotation, biological process: translation. Gene Ontology annotation, cellular component: cytosolic small ribosomal subunit; nucleolus; ribosome. The record is from RefSeq and is a predicted model, not a curated record. Gene Ontology annotation, molecular function: structural constituent of ribosome; small ribosomal subunit rRNA binding. Lineage: Eukaryota; Metazoa; Chordata; Ascidiacea; Stolidobranchia; Styelidae.
CCUGGUUCAGCCUUUUCGACAAAAACUUCAUCAUGGGUCGUAUGCACGCACCGGGAAAGGGUAUUUCUGCCUCCGCCCUGCCUUAUAGAAGGAGUGUUCCGACAUGGUUGAAGCUUAGUAGCGAUGAUGUGAAGGAGCAAAUUUUUAAAUUGGCGAAGAAAGGCCUCAGACCUUCACAGAUUGGUGUUAUAUUGAGGGACUCUCAUGGUGUCGCACAGGUCCGCUUUGUGACUGGAAACCAGAUUUUGAGAAUCUUGAAAGCAAAAGGUCUUGCUCCCGAUUUGCCAGAAGAUUUAUACUAUCUGAUCAAGAAAGCCGUUGCGAUGCGCAAGCACUUAGAAAGGAAUCGCAAAGACACAGAUUCAAAAUUCCGUUUGAUUUUGGUCGAGAGCAGAAUCCAUCGUCUCGCUCGAUACUACAAAUCAAGAGCUGUUCUUCCACCAAAUUGGAAAUAUGAGAGUUCAACAGCUUCUGCUCUUGUUGCUUAAAUUUUCAAUGAAAAAUCUCAUCUUUAUGGUUUUAAUAAUAUAAAGAAGAGUGCACAUUG